AUUACCGGCAUUACAGCACCACUGCCGGUCAGGUUUUCUUUAGUCGGUGGUAAAAUCCACAUUGAAGGGUAUUUAACUUUUUUAUUUAUACAACUUGUUUACAAAAUGCCUGGAUAUUCAGACAGAGACCGCGGCAGGGAUAGAGACAGAGGGUACGGUGGUGGCGGAGGACCCCCUCGCUUCGGCGGAGGUGGUGGUCGUGGAGGUGGAGGCGGUGGAGGGAAGUUCGGAAACCCCGGAGAAAGGCUGAGGAAGAAACAAUGGAACAUGGAUGAGCUCCCUAAAUUUGAGAAGAACUUCUACCAACAGCAUCCCGAUGUUACCCGCAGGAACCCGGCUGAAGUUGAAACAUACAGACGGACCAAAAUCAUUACCAUUAAGGGGAGAGAUUGCCCAAAUCCUAUUGCCAAUUUCCACGAAGCCAGCUUCCCAUCCUAUGUGAUGGAUGUGAUCAACAAAGCGGGCUGGACUGAACCGACACCCAUCCAGGCUCAGGGCUGGCCUCUGGCUCUCAGUGGAAAGGAUAUGGUCGGCAUUGCACAGACUGGCUCUGGCAAGACUCUUUCUUAUUUAUUGCCUUCAAUUGUCCACAUCAACCACCAGCCUUUCCUGGAGCGUGGAGACGGACCCAUUUGCUUGGUGCUAGCCCCGACACGUGAGCUGGCUCAGCAGGUGCAACAGGUGGCAGCAGAAUACGGCAGAGCUUCACGUCUGAAGUCCACAUGUAUCUAUGGAGGCGCCCCGAAAGGACCCCAGAUCCGUGACCUGGAAAGAGGCGUGGAGAUCUGCAUCGCCACUCCUGGCAGGUUCAUCGACUUCCUCGAGUCCGGAAAGACAAACCUCCGCCGUUGCACUUACCUCGUGCUGGACGAGGCCGACAGAAUGCUGGACAUGGGCUUCGAGCCACAGAUCAGAAAAAUCGUCGACCAAAUCCGGCCUGACCGUCAGACUCUCAUGUGGAGUGCUACUUGGCCCAAAGAGGUCCGCCAGCUUGCAGAAGACUUCCUGAAGGAGUACGUCCAGAUCAACGUCGGAGCGCUGCAGCUCAGUGCCAACCACAACAUCCUGCAGAUCGUGGACGUCUGCAAUGACGGAGAGAAGGAAAACAAACUGAUCCGCCUGCUCGAGGAAAUCAUGAGCGAGAAGGAGAACAAGACCAUCAUCUUUGUGGAGACCAAGAGGCGUUGUGAUGAUCUCACCAGGAGGAUGAGAAAGGAUGGAUGGCCUGGUAUGGGAAUCCAUGGAGAUAAAAGCCAGCAAGAGAGAGACUGGGUUCUCAAUGAGUUCAAAUACGGAAAGGCUCCGAUUCUCAUUGCCACAGAUGUUGCCUCCAGGGGUUUAGAUGUGGAAGAUGUGAAAUUUGUCAUCAACUUUGACUACCCCAACAACUCUGAGGACUAUAUCCACCGCAUUGGCAGAACGGCUCGUAGCCAAAAGACAGGCACGGCCUACACCUUCUUCACUCCGAACAACAUGCGCCAGGCCAGUGAUCUCAUCGCUGUGCUCCGCGAAGCCAACCAGGCCAUCAACCCCAAGCUCCUCCAGAUGGCGGAAGACAGAGGAGGGGGGGGUCGUUCAAGGGGCGGUCGAGGUGGUGAUUACAGGGACGACCGGCGGGAUAGGUAUUCUGGGAGACGUGACUUUGGCAGUUUUAGGGACCGGGAUAGCGGUAGCAGAGGAUAUGACAACGGACCAAGCAAACCUUUUGGCAGCAGCAGCAGCAGUUCACAGAACGGCGGCUAUGGAGGAAACGGCAGCAGCGUUAGCGGUGGUGGUGGCGGCGGCGCUGCGGCGGCUAACGGCUACAGCGGAGGAGGAGGAGCCGGGUACAACGGAAACGGACAGUCCAACUUUAACACCCCGCCCGGAGCCUUCGGUGGCCAGAACUUCCAGGCCCAGCCCUUCCUAGCUAAAGCCCCACAACCAGCUGGGCACCCCCCCUUCCCCUUCCCCCAGAACCAGGCUCCUCCUCAGCAGCACCCCCCACCGCUGGUGCCGUACCCCAUGCCUCCUCAAUUCUCGCAGUAAAAUAGCACACACUUGAAAGAAAGUAAUUUAUUGCUUCUUUUUUUGUCUUUUAAGUUCGCCACACUUGAUCCAGAUUUUUUUGUAUUUCCACGACAGGGUUACAGACAACAUCAACCUCUUAUCGAGCCUUUUUAAGAUCUGCAGCGCAGCGUUAGUGGUGUUGCACACUUUUCUUUCCCCCCUAUUACUAUUUAAUUUGUUACAUUCCUCAGUAAUGUUUAGCUUUUGUUUUGUAUUAGGUAAUUACAAAAAUGUAUUGGUUUUUUCUUGUAUCCUGAAAGUGAUGUUAAGCUCCUAACUUGGAAGUGCACUGCAUGAUCUUUCAAAAUAAAACAUAAAAAGAGA
Messenger RNA from Trematomus bernacchii (emerald rockcod), 2373 nucleotides. RefSeq names its product DEAD (Asp-Glu-Ala-Asp) box helicase 5 (gene ddx5). The coding region runs from base 106 to 2028 and encodes 640 amino acids. Gene Ontology annotation, cellular component: nucleus; ribonucleoprotein complex; cytoplasm. Gene Ontology annotation, biological process: alternative mRNA splicing, via spliceosome. The record is from RefSeq and is a predicted model, not a curated record. Lineage: Eukaryota; Metazoa; Chordata; Actinopteri; Perciformes; Nototheniidae. Gene Ontology annotation, molecular function: ATP binding; RNA binding; RNA helicase activity. The transcript is spliced from 13 exons.